Messenger RNA from Rubroshorea leprosula, 2124 nucleotides. NCBI's taxonomy places the organism in Eukaryota, Viridiplantae, Streptophyta, Magnoliopsida, Malvales, Dipterocarpaceae. The record is from the annotation of a GenBank genome assembly.
UUCCUCUUCCGGUCUGGCAUGCUUCUCCUACCUCCUCCUCUUAAACACUGUUACGAUUUUAUAAUUAGGGUUUGCAGAUUCCUCGAUAUUUCCUCCCCUUCCUUAAUUUAUUCUUGGAAAAAUUCCUGAUUCCGCGAUUGUUAGGUGAGAUCAGAUUUGAUUUCGGAUUCGGUUGAUUCAUCAAUGGUGCAGUUGAUGAGCUCGGGGAAUCAUGGGCCGGAUCGCGACACAUCCGCCUGCCGGGACAAGUUGCCGGUGAAGCUGGAGAUCGCCGAGGACCCGUUGGAAGAAGAGUACGGCCCUCUUGACAAGCGAUCCAAAGCUGAUACCAAUCUUCAUCAGGUGCAGUGGAAUUCUGAUAGCAAUGGGUUCCCAAUCCCGCCAUCGCAAUACAACCCACUGGAAGAGCCGAGUCCUCUGGGUUUGCGGCUGAGGAAGAGCCCUUCACUCUUGGAAUUAAUCCAAAUGCGCCUCUCUCAAUCUCAGGGCGCCGUAUCAGAUGAAAAAAAUGAAAAUUUCUGCCCCGUACAGAAGAAGGAGACGAAAUCCAUAGCCACCACUGACAAGCUAAAAGCAUCUAAUUUCCCUGCUUCCAUCCUCAGAAUCGGCAGUUGGGAGUACAAGUCAAGGUAUGAGGGUGAUCUGGUAGCCAAAUGUUACUUUGCAAAGCAUAAGCUUGUAUGGGAAGUUCUUGAAAAUGGGCUCAAGAGUAAGAUAGAGAUACAGUGGUCAGAUAUUAUGGCCAUAAAGGCCAACUGCCCUGAUAAUGGACCUGGGACAUUGAAUGUUGUGCUUGCUAGGCAGCCUCUCUUUUUCAAGGAGACUAAUCCGCAGCCAAGAAAGCACACCUUAUGGCAGGCAGCAUCUGAUUUUACAGAUGGUCAAGCUAGCAAAUACAAGCAACAUUUUCUGCAGUGUCCUCAAGGAAUGCUAAAUAGACAUUUUGAAAAACUCAUCCAGUGCGAUAUGCGUUUGAACUUCUUAAGUCAACAGCCAGAGAUAACAUUGGAUUCACCGUGCUUCGAGUCAAGAACUUCUAUUUUUGAGGACCCUAGUGAAUCCAAGGGCCAGGAUCUUGGCCAGGUGAAUACUGGUAAAGGCACUAGCUCUGGGUUCCAGAAUUUAGCAUCACCAGCUCCAGCUCAGUCAUCUUCUUUAGAGAUUGAAAAUGGUGAUUCUACUGGUGUAACAUCAGAACCAGUGUCUCGAGAAGCUCCAUCUCCUAGCUCAGUGAUGGACACUGUUGCAACCGAAGGCAGUGGAAUUUGUGAAGCAGUGGAUUCUAAGGGACCAAGGGAUUGGGACCAGAUAAUAGUUCCAGGACUUCACCCAUCAAUGUCCAUGAGUGAUCUUAUAAACCACAUUGAACAACAGAUGGUCUCUGGAAAUCCAUCCUCUGAAAAUACAUCAGAACGCCAGGAAAUGCUUGAGGAGAUUGCACAAUACCUUCUAAGUGACACUCAAUUUACAACAGCUUCUGAUGAAAAAUCACUCAUGUCAAGGGUCAAUUCUCUUUGUUGCCUUUUGCAAAAGGAUAAUACUGCAGGUGCAAGCUUUCAGGUUACUGGAGAAGGCUAUAAUGAUCAACCUGAUGAUGAAGAUGUUUCCCAGCUGCAUGGCAGUUCUGAGUCAAUGCUUGAUAACAUAAGUAAGGUUGAUAUCAAGGCUUCUGAAGGGGACACGAAGGAUGCAUCUUGUAGCAAACCAGUAGCUGGCAUGUCAAGGAAAGAUUCAUUGGGUGAUUUCCUGAUUCAUCUCCCUCGAAUUGCAUCUCUACCGAAGUUCUUGUUUAACAUUUCAGAAGAAGAUGGUCAGAGUCAAGCAAGAUAGUCUUAUCGUUCUUCAAUUAUUUAGGUGAUAAAUUGGUUCCUCAAUCUGUAUCAAGUGAUUGGAAAGCUUUCCGUUGUUUGUCUAGUAUAUAUAUCUAAUGUCUGUGGAGAUAUGCUUUGUUUUGUUUAAACCUGGGACGUACAGGGAUUCAGAAAUUUCUUUUGAUGACGAAUCCCAGCACAUUCCAUGUGAAAAAUCUUAGUAGGGGUUGUAGCAAAAUUUGUUUCAAGAGAUUAUGAGUACGGGUAAAGGACAGAUGGGAAUUCCGAAUUUGAAUAAAAAUCCUGUUGGCAA